AUAGUUGGAAAGUUUGUAUUUAUCGCAAUCAAUAGUUAUUAAAAAAUAAUGUUAACAUAACCAAUUUUAUUAUAUUACGCUGGUAUAUACGAAAUAUUAACGAAGUACGUGAAUAAUAAAAGUGUUUAAAAUAUGUUAUUGAUUUUUCAAUAGUUUGUGUAAACUUUACUGUGUGUGUCUUUAAAAUGCACAAUGUUACCGCAGAAAAAAUAUACAAACAUCAUCACCGCAUGUAAGACGAACUUAUAGCGUUAAUUAAGUACUUGGAGAAAUCAAAGCAUGAGUAAUCAAAAUGGGAAAGCAAAACAGUAAAUUGAAGCCAGAAGUCUUAGAGGACCUCAAACAAAAUACAGAGUUCACAGAUGCAGAAAUACAAGAAUGGUAUAAAGGAUUUUUAAAGGAUUGCCCCAGUGGGCAUCUCUCCGUUGAGGAGUUUAAAAAAAUAUAUGGGAACUUUUUUCCGUACGGUGACGCAAGUAAGUUUGCUGAGCACGUAUUUCGUACAUUCGAUGCCAACGGAGAUGGCACAAUUGAUUUUAGAGAGUUUCUAUGCGCGCUGAGCGUAACUUCACGCGGCAAAUUAGAACAGAAAUUAAAAUGGGCGUUCUCGAUGUAUGAUCUAGAUGGAAAUGGUUACAUUUCUCGACAAGAAAUGCUGGAAAUCGUCACGGCAAUUUAUAAAAUGGUUGGUUCAGUUAUGAAAAUGCCGGAAGACGAGAGUACGCCAGAGAAACGAACGGAUAAAAUAUUUAGACAGAUGGAUCGAAAUAAAGACGGUAAAUUAAGCCUCGAAGAGUUCAUUGAAGGGGCGAAGAGCGAUCCGUCAAUCGUUCGCUUAUUACAAUGUGAUCCUCAAACACAUUAACUUUUAUAUAUAUAAAAAGUUAUAACAAGCAAUAAACAAUUAAUCUCAAAUACAUGAAAAAUAAUAAAGUUAAACUUGAAAUUAAUAUAAAAA
Zeugodacus cucurbitae (melon fly) is the source of this 958-nucleotide messenger RNA. It is a transcript of the gene Nca, whose product is annotated as neurocalcin homolog. Gene Ontology annotation, molecular function: calcium ion binding. The coding region runs from base 293 to 865 and encodes 190 amino acids. The transcript is spliced from 5 exons. Lineage: Eukaryota; Metazoa; Arthropoda; Insecta; Diptera; Tephritidae. The record is from RefSeq and is a predicted model, not a curated record.